Racocetra persica is the source of this 465-nucleotide messenger RNA. The record is from the annotation of a GenBank genome assembly. Lineage: Eukaryota; Fungi; Glomeromycota; Glomeromycetes; Diversisporales; Gigasporaceae.
UAUUUCAUUCUCCUUAUAGUUUCCCUGGAACCCCAAACCUUAAUCUCACUAGUUCAAAUAAAAUGGCUGAGGCUUUGAAAACUUUAACGAAUUCAAUUGAUAAGCUUAUGACUCAACUUCAAGAUCAGCGAAGACCACCAUCUAGAUCUCGGUCUAGAAAUUUUACCCCAUCUACUAUAAUAAAUGACCCUCAAGAAACUCUGCAAGCCCUAUUGGCAUUAAUGAAUAAUAAUCCAGACAUUUUUAAUAAUGCCAGAAAUCAAACUUCGUAUUUAGGAAUUCCCAAAGAUGAGUCAUUAUUUUUACUGGCAGAAAUGCCUAUUCGUCCCAAGUCUAUAGUAAAUAUGCCGAUUCUUAGGAAAAAGUCAACUAGAACGAAAAUAACUGAUUUAAUUGAUCUUGAAGAAGGAGAGAGUACUAAAGAUCCAGACGUAGAAAUGGAAGAAGUUCAUGAAGAUCAUGAAG